Messenger RNA from Lachnellula hyalina, 1329 nucleotides. RefSeq names its product Alpha-1,3-mannosyltransferase. The transcript has 2 exons. Bases 1 to 1329 code for a protein of 442 amino acids. The record is from RefSeq and is a predicted model, not a curated record. Lineage: Eukaryota; Fungi; Ascomycota; Leotiomycetes; Helotiales; Lachnaceae.
AUGCUUCGUUUCCAAGGACUGCGCAUAGCGAACUUGACCAGAAUCUUGCAGGCCGGGGUGGUACUGUUUGCGAUACUGCUCUUUGUCAUACACCUGGGCCUCGUGCAAACCCCAACGUUCAGUACGCCUUCAGCAACAGACCUGUGGAGCCAUGUUAAAUCUGGCAAUUCGACGGCGCCUACAACCAAACCUGCUCCAGAAAUGAAACCAGGCGAUGCGACACUGAUGAAAGAAGCCCCACUCUAUAUCGAAGCCAUCAUGAGGCCCGAGGAUACCACAUUCGAUAGACUGGAAUGCCCUACUUUCAAUACCAGUCGGUAUGAGUAUCUGCGAGACCCUUUCCGUGGCAAGACUCAAUACAACCUCUUCUCGGCCCCGAAACGACAAUUCUUUUUCGCUUUAAACCUCCAUGAAAACGCGCCAGUACUUCCCCGACUCCUGGGUUCAAUAAUCGAGACCAUACGAUUCCUUGGCCCAGACCAAAGCGCCUUGUCGGUUAUAGAAGGGCGAUCAACCGAUGGAACAUAUGAAGUUAUGCAGAUGUUGCGCGGCCCACUCGAAGAAGAGCAGAUCCCGUAUUACUUCAACUCAAGCGACAAGAACCCAGAAGAAAUGGAUCGCAUACAGAUGCUGGCAGAUCUGCGCAACGAAGCCCUCGAACCUCUAAUCGAAAAUGCGAAUGAAUGGUCCAACGAUGCCACCGUGAUAUUCCUCAACGACGUCUCGCUCUGCAUGGAAGACAUACUCGAGCUCGUACAUCAGCGCAUACACCUGAAAGCAGAUAUGACUUGCGCGAUGGACUGGAUGGACGAAGGAAUCGAGACCUUCUACGAUGUCUGGGUUGCGCGCGAUAUCAAGGGCGAUACGUUCUUCGAGGUCAGCGAUUCGGGCAGUUGGGACAGCUCUCAAAACCUAUUCUGGAACAACGAAGAGACUCUCGAGCGAUACGUGAAUAACAAGCCCUUCCAAGUGUAUGCUUGCUGGAAUGGUGGAACGGCCUUUACCGCGCGGCCAUUGCUGGACCAAAAAAUAAAGUUUCGACGCUCGGCUGAAGGAGAGUGUUAUAUGGGAGAACCUACUGUGUUCUGCAAGGAAAUGUGGCAUAUUGGAUACGGGAAGAUUGCGGUGAUACCGACGGUCAACGUCGAAUAUACGGACGAGAAUUCGCGGAAAAUCAAGAAACAGAAGGGAACUGUGUCGUCUAACCUCAAUGGCACGGAUGAUAUGAUUGUCUGGAAAGGCCCGCCUGAGAAAGUCAAGUGCGCGCCAAAUUGGUACAGCCAGUCUUGGCUCCCAUGGAAUGAAACUUUGGUCAAAGAUUUAUCCUGA